Molecule: messenger RNA, 324 nt
Organism: Sphaeramia orbicularis (orbiculate cardinalfish)
Lineage: Eukaryota; Metazoa; Chordata; Actinopteri; Kurtiformes; Apogonidae
Gene: ghrl
Product: ghrelin/obestatin prepropeptide
Exons: 3
Coding region: 1-324 (107 amino acids)
Cellular component (GO): extracellular region
Molecular function (GO): growth hormone-releasing hormone activity
Source: RefSeq, a predicted model, not a curated record
AUGUUUUUGAGGGGAAACACUUGUCUGCUGGUCUUUUUGUUCUGCACUUUGGCUUUGUGGUGCAAGUCCACCAGUGCAGGCUCCAGCUAUCUCAGUCCCUCGCAAAAACCUCAGAGCAAAGGGAAACCACCCAGGGUCGGUCGGCAAUUGAUGGAUGAGCCCACUGAACCCACCGAGGACAAACACAUCACAAUAAGUGCCCCUUUUGAAAUUGGCGUCACCAUGAGAGGUGAGGAAUUUGAGGAGUACGGUGUGAUGCUGCAGGAGAUAAUUCAACGCCUGAUGGGAAAAACAGAAACAGGAGGUUCAUCCAGCUCUGCCUGA